Penicillium oxalicum is the source of this 1065-nucleotide messenger RNA. Its product is annotated as zinc-binding alcohol dehydrogenase family protein. Gene Ontology annotation, molecular function: oxidoreductase activity, acting on NAD(P)H. The transcript has 2 exons. Lineage: Eukaryota; Fungi; Ascomycota; Eurotiomycetes; Eurotiales; Aspergillaceae. The record is from RefSeq and is a predicted model, not a curated record. The coding region runs from base 1 to 1065 and encodes 354 amino acids.
AUGAUCCCUCCAAGGCAACAGACUGCUUUGAAAAUCACCGCGGAAGGUCGCAUUGCCGCAAUCUCAUGUGCUCUCCCAUCCAUCCACGAUGACGAGUUGCUCGUUCGCGUGCGAAGCAUCGCUUUGAACCCGUUCGACGCCAAAUCGGCCGAGAUGUCACCUACAGUUGGCGCGACUCUGGGCUGCGAUUUUGCAGGUGAUGUAGUCGCCAUGGGAUCCCAGACCAAGAGUCGAAAUUUCAACAUUGGCGACCGAGUCUGCGGCUGGGUUUUUGGCAACAAUCCCAACCGCUUGGAUAAUGGGGCUUUUGCAGAGUAUACAGCUGUGCCCGCAGAUUUGGUAUUUCGAAUUCCCGGCAAGAUGAACUACAACGAAGCGGCUACGUUGGGUGUAGGGUUGGCUACCGUGGGCAUGUCGCUAUAUCACUGUUUACAAUUGCCAAUGGAGCCCGAGAGGACGCAGAAGUCGCCGUAUGUUCUGGUGUACGGUGGUUCGACAGCGACCGGGACGCUUGCAAUUCAGAUUCUUGCACGCUCGGGAUAUACUCCCAUCACCACCUGCUCACCACACAAUUUCCACCUCGUCCAAUCUCUUGGCGCGGUCGCAGCGUUCGAUUACCACUCUCCCACAUGCGGGCGCCAACUUCGGGAUUUGUCGUCUGGAACGAUCCACUACGCACUCGACUGCAUCACCGAUACUCGCUCCAUGGCCAUUUGCUACGAAGCCAUCGGACCAUCGGGCGGUCACUAUCUCAGUCUGGACCCGUUCCCCAUCCGAGGCCACACACGACGAAGCGUCAAACCAAAUUGGGUGCUGAGUCUGACCAUGUACAAUGAGCCAAUUCCGUGGAAGAGGCCGUUCAAGCGAGAUGCACGCCCUCAGGAUCGAGAGUUUGCAAAGGAAUGGUACCAGAUUGCUCAGAAGAUCAUCGAUGCGGGCGAGAUUAAGCCGCUGCAGUCGGAGGUCAGACCGAACAGUUGGACGGGUAUACCGAAGGGAUUGGAUCUCCUCCAGAGAGGAGAGGUUUCGGGGAAGAAACUUGUGUACGAAGUAGCGAGUCAUUGA